Molecule: messenger RNA, 2346 nt
Organism: Aplysia californica (California sea hare)
Lineage: Eukaryota; Metazoa; Mollusca; Gastropoda; Aplysiida; Aplysiidae
Product: cytochrome P450 2C15
Biological process (GO): xenobiotic metabolic process
Cellular component (GO): cytoplasm; intracellular membrane-bounded organelle
Molecular function (GO): heme binding; iron ion binding; oxidoreductase activity, acting on paired donors, with incorporation or reduction of molecular oxygen, reduced flavin or flavoprotein as one donor, and incorporation of one atom of oxygen
Source: RefSeq, a predicted model, not a curated record
GAAUCUGAUUCGAGAGAGCAUUUAUUUCUUGGUAAUCGUCAACGCAGAACCAUGACCAUCAUAGGAGCCCUAACGUCACAUCUUGACCCCCUGACCUUACUGAUCACGGUUGUAGUUGGCCUGGGGAUGUACCUACUUUACUGGUCUACAUGUGUCCAACGCUUCAGCAGUAGAAACGUCCCGCCAUACCCCAUUCGGCCUUGGCCUUUAUGUGGUCAUCUAUUCAUGCUGACCAAACAGCCGUUGGAACAACUGCAGAAAUGGCGCCAGAAAACCGGAGACGUGUUCAGUCUCGAUUUUGCCGGUCGCCACAUGGUCGUAGUGAACGGGUUCGAGUCUUUGAAAGACCUUCUUGUGAAAAAGGCGGACAAACUGGCCCGGCCUGAGACGUUCUUGAUGCGACUUCACGGAGACUACGGUCUAGGAAUCAUCAACUCCUACGGCGCCAACUGGAAAGAACAAAGGACAUUGUCCCUCUCAAUUCUUCGAGCUUUUGGCAUGGGCAGAAACGUCAUUGCUCAAAAAAUAGACGAAGAAGUAGAAGUGUUCAUCAACGAACUGGCCAAGUUCAGAGGUCAGCCGUGCGACGUGAAGCUUCUGGUUCAUACAAGUGUCGCUAACGUCCUCAACUCCAUCAUCAUUGGCCAGCGCUAUGAGCACGGAGACCCACAGUUUGGACAUUUUCUCCGUCUCCUGAACAAUCUGAUCGCGAGGAUCGCGGGCACGAGCGUGCUGAACCACUUUAGACUGUUACGGUACCUUCCAGGAGACCCCUUUGAAGCGAACGUCCUUAAAAAACUCGCUUCAGAGUUGAAAAGUAUGCUGAUGCGUUUCAUCACAAGAGAGAGAAAGAAAGUGGAAGAAUCAGAGAAAACCAACACAGAUUCAGAGGACUCAACAGAGAGAGUUAACUUUAUCUACGAGUAUUUCAAGGAGAAAAAAGCGAGAGAGGCUCGAAGGGAGAAUACGAGGCUUGACGAGAAUAACUUGUCGGCUAUCAUCAACAAUUUGUUUGGCGCGGGUUCGGAGACUAGUGGAAAUACUGUGUUGUUCUUUAUGUUACACAUGCUGCACAGGCCCGAGGAACAGGAAGUGAUCUACGCGGAGAUCAAGGACGUUGUCGGAACACACAGACGUCCAAACAUGCAGGAUAAGCCACGCUUGAACUACCUCAAUGCCGCCAUUAUGGAGACUCAGCGACUCUCCAACAUCGCACCAAUAGGCCUGCAGCGACUGGUUUUAUCCGACAUUGAGAUCAAAGGUUACACCAUCCCAGCAGGCACAAUCGUCAUGCCGAUUCUAGAUUCUUCUCUCAAAGAUGAGCAGACGUGGGGUGACCCGGAGAACUUCAGGCCAAGCAGGUUUCUUGCAGAUGACGGAAGCCUGCUACAACCGGAACAAUUCAUCCCGUUCUCCUUUGGCAAGAGAGUGUGUCUUGGAGAGGCUCUGGCUCGGAUGGAACUCUUCCUCUUCCUCUCAGCGCUUAUGCAGAAGUUCCGAUUGGAGCAGGAAGCAGACGAUCUUCCAGAUACGUCUGGUAUCUAUGGAAUCACGAUAUCGCCAAAGCCUUUUAAAGUCAGGAUGAUAGAACGGGAAGGUAUUCCUUGAAGAGAGUGGACGUAGGUCAUAGAAUGCAUUUUUGAAACAACUAAAGUUAAUACUGGCGAUUGCUUAGAAAUAAAUGAAAAAGAGUGGAAGAAGCAUGGGAUCAAUCAAGAUAUGCUUAUUAGAAAGCAAUAAUAAAAUAAAAAUGGGGACAAAAGACACUUUCAGAGGAAACGUUGAACGUAUGUAACCCUAUCCGUACGCCCUGGGAUCAUUUUGUACCCCACCCCCGACCACCUGCCGGUAGUAUUCUUCACAUUUUAGAAUACUUCUAGUACGAAGACCUCUUUGAAACUUUCAGUAUUUUUCAAAAAAUCGUUUUGACAGACUGCUAUGCAAAGCGUACGGAUCGGAUUAAGAGUAAAUUUCUCCUUUGGAAAGGGGUGGCAUGGAGUUCCCCACGUCGUAUAGAUACGAUAGUAAAACACGACGUACGGAUAGGGUAAAAAAUUAUACAUGUAAUGAGUGGCCAUGAUGGGCCCUCUGGUCCUGUAUGCUUGUCCCUCUCAGUUUUUUUUGUUUAUCUCAAUCUUGCCUGGCGACUUGUGGAAGUUGCAAUACCAACUUGCGGUACGCUGUUACUUGAACUGCUACAAGUGGAAUAUGCCACGGUGCCGGAGUUUAAGGAGACAGCCUUAGGGACUCGUGAAUUAGAUAUAUUCUUAUUGAUGUUAUGUGUUCCUAAUUUUCACAGUGUUCAGACACGAUAAUAUUGUAGGAAUAAAACGAUGUUCCAGAAAA